CAUCACCAAGCAUCAAUCUCCUCUCCCCAAAAAGUUUUAGAUGCUGUUGUUUACAUGCUCACUAGCGACAUCUAGCAACCCUGACCUGUAUUACAGCGACAGCUGCUAUGGUUACAUUGUAAACACCCGCGAGGCCCCAGCACAACAACUGCGGGUACAGGUGGACCUAAUUAAAUCCCGCUUUCCACACAGCGACUAUUGUUGAAAGACAGCCAUGGCACCCAGGAGCUCCAAACCCCGCCACAAGUCUGCAGUCCUGCCGGGAACGGCUGAUACAGACGUGACGUUACCUGACGGCAUCAUGUGUAUCUGUGAGCUGUGUGACUGUGGACGCCACAAGCACCACAAGGGAUGCAAGAAAGUUCGAGGCACAGGAAUACAGGGGAAGCUGGGGGAGUGCUCACUCAGUCACUACCAGGAGACGUUCAAACAUCACAGAGUUCGGCCGCGCAUGUCCAGACGCCCCCCGCCCACUGCACGCGACCCCCGACCUGCGCGUAUGGACUUCAUGACCGUCCAGAAGAACGACUACCAGCUGCCGGGGGUCACAGGUCGCAUCGGACUCAUCAAACAGGAGGACAACUACGAAUUACCCAACAUGCCUUUGGAGGGGAUGACAGAAUACAGGAAGGAGUUUUUGGAGAAGUCAUCAUCCCCCGCCCACCUGACGCGCCCUGUCACCACCCACCAACCAACCAGACACAAGCUGGACUCCCGCACCGCCAACCGAGACUUCUUCAAACCAUGGGUGCCGCAGCCUCGCUUCCAGUUUGGUGAACUUCCCACUUUCACAGGGUCCAUCCUGUACCCAAACCCUGCUGACUCCAAGAAGCACCUGAAGUCUGUGACCAUGGCCGACUUCCCGGAGAAACUGGGUGGGAAAACGGAGCUGGUCAAGUCUAAACCUGACAACAUCCUCCUGGAGGGGAGCCACGACCUGGAGACCACCAACAUGAAGACGUACCGCGGACACCGGGACGCCGCGCCGGCUACACGCGCCCCCGCACGCGACCAGGAGAUGGUCAUACCCAGGAGAGGUGACAAAAACAUGCAGACCAAGUAUCAGUUUGACUUCAAGGGUAAGAGACAGCCUCGUACCAAGAUGUGCACGCCGGCGCCUGAAACCAUCCGGCUGACAAUGCACUCCCGCAUGCGUAACUUCGAGACAGAGCAGAUGGGGUCGUUCCCGGGUUACGACGCACGCGUACACCCGCGACCUGACCUUAUUAGGAAGGAACAGGAGUACCAGACGGAUCCAAACCUGCCGUUUGAGGGGACGACCAUCACGAUGCAGGACUUCCGUACGCAGGACGUCCGCGGUGCAUACAACGCCCCCGCCCUCCAGCCUCAGCCCAGUCUGAAACCCACCAACGCCAAACUGGACGGGACCACCAUGAACGACACCUUCUUCAAAGACUGGGGCACCUCGCCGCGCGUACGCUUCGGGGAUUUCCACGAGGGGCACUACGUCCCGCCGCUCAGGAAGUUUGAGGGGUACUCCACGACGAAACACGAGUUUGUCCCGCUGAAGGCGGAGAAAGUGACCAACUACAAACCGGAGAACAAGCCGGUGGCUUCCCUGGGCGAACAGGACCUGACCACCAUAUACAAGCAGGACUUCCUCCCUGUGGAGAAGCCCAUGUGCCGGGCGGAGGAGUACCUCCUCAAGAAACAACUCAAGACCAUGAAGAAAAAGGCAGCACAACCAGCAGCUUAAAUUAUUUGGGUUGAUUUAAAUAAUUGUUUCUACUGUUAAUAGAUUUUAAUGCUUGGUAGGUUCAAUUUUGUUGUUAAGGCUACCAGUCACAUUUGUUUAAAACUAUAUUCAAAGGCACAAGAUCUUAAAAAUGGCUCUUGUAUCCAAUAAGAUUAGUCAAUCAAAUUGUUGUGUAUCAUUGAACUGCAUAACUUUGUCUCUUCUACUGUCAAAGUUAUGCAUAGAUUUGAAUAAAGCAUAUAACACAGAGAACAACACUAU
Messenger RNA from Branchiostoma belcheri (Belcher's lancelet), 1978 nucleotides. RefSeq names its product stabilizer of axonemal microtubules 1-like. Lineage: Eukaryota; Metazoa; Chordata; Leptocardii; Amphioxiformes; Branchiostomatidae. The coding region runs from base 215 to 1717 and encodes 500 amino acids. Gene Ontology annotation, molecular function: microtubule binding. Gene Ontology annotation, biological process: microtubule anchoring. The record is from RefSeq and is a predicted model, not a curated record. The transcript has 7 exons. Gene Ontology annotation, cellular component: cytoskeleton.